AUGAUGGUUUUAAGCCUUAUCAUGCAUUCAAGAAAGAGAAGGAGGGAGGAAGAGGAGGAAGAAGAGGAAGAGGAGGCAGUUCUAAAGAGCGACCCUGUGGAGACCUUGACAGACGGCCUCCGCGGCCUGUAUCCAGCUUUCUCCUCGGUGACCAAGCUUCAUGCCUGCGAAUCUCUACACGAACACCACACAGUCAACGCGCUACGACGCCGAGACGACGCAAAGUUGCCCUCUGACUGUUCUCGAUGGAAUAGCAGAGGCUUUAUUCUCGUUGUCGAUCGCUAUCAAAUACAAAUAUCACGUUGA
Molecule: messenger RNA, 306 nt
Organism: Necator americanus (New World hookworm)
Lineage: Eukaryota; Metazoa; Nematoda; Chromadorea; Rhabditida; Ancylostomatidae
Exons: 4
Coding region: 1-306 (101 amino acids)
Source: RefSeq, a predicted model, not a curated record